GUCCUUAUUCAUUGCCUUGAAAUCCUCUUCUCCAUUUGACCAAACCUUGGCUCUUGCUUUUCUUUGAGUUAUCUCUUUUGUAGAAAUUAAAGAAUUCUUAGGAAAAGAUUAAGGAUGUUGGACAAGGGAGUUGCUCUGUCUUUGACUUCAUUGAAUCACAUAUCACUUGUGUGUAGAUCAGUGGAGGAAUCACUUGAUUUCUAUCAAAAUGUUCUUGGUUUCUUCCCAAUCAGGAGGCCUGGUUCUUUUGAUUUUGAUGGUGCAUGGCUUUUCAACUAUGGAAUUGGCAUCCAUUUGUUGCAAUCUGAAAAUCCAGAGACCAUGCCAGAGAAAACAGAGAUCAAUCCUAAAGAUAAUCAUGUUUCCUUUCAGUGUGAAAGCAUGGCAGCAGUGGAAAAUAAACUGAAGGAAAUGGAGAUCCACUACAUACAGAGGAGAGUGGAAGAAGGUGGUAUAUUUGUAGAUCAACUAUUUUUCCAUGAUCCAGAUGGUUUCAUGAUUGAAAUUUGCAACUGUGACAACCUACCUGUGAUUCCUCUUGCUGGUGACACAGUCAGGGUGUGCAAAACAGUCAGUUUACAGCAGAAACAACACCACCAACAGCAACAGAAGCCACAAUGUCAUCCUGCUUCCAUUCAGAUCAUGGAUGUAGUUUAAUUAAUUCAUCUUUUAUGUUCCUGUUCCUGUUCCUGUUCCUCUUCCUCUUCCUCUUCUUGUGUGCUUUCUUCUGGGGUGGUUGUUGUUGUUGUUCUUGUUGUUUGGUCAUUUGAUGAUGAUGAUGAUGAUGUGAUAUAAUGUACUACUUUCUUUUGCUUGGAAUAAAGGUGGUGGAGAAGUGAAAGCUUCUUACUCUGUUUUCUUGUGA
Dioscorea cayenensis subsp. rotundata (Guinea yam) is the source of this 865-nucleotide messenger RNA. RefSeq lists its product as uncharacterized. The record is from RefSeq and is a predicted model, not a curated record. The transcript is spliced from 3 exons. Lineage: Eukaryota; Viridiplantae; Streptophyta; Magnoliopsida; Dioscoreales; Dioscoreaceae. The coding region runs from base 115 to 657 and encodes 180 amino acids.